CGAAAAACGACAAAACGAUAUAUUAAAUAUAAAUUAAUAUUUUUUUAACUUUCUGUUCAAAAUAGUCAUACAACUGCUCAAAUAGUUAAAGUUUAUAUCUUAUAAAAUUAAAUCUUUUAUUUUAUUUAUUUUAAUAUAUUUUAUAUCAUAUUAUGUUAUAUGUAUCGGGGUUUAAUUUCUAUUGUAUCCAGUUACUUUACUUGGUGUUACCAUAGUAUGAGGAAUUUCUCCUAAUUUGCCACUGCUCUUGGUAGCCAAGGGAAAGAGAGGGGCAAACAAGGAGUAAAACAGAUGUAGAAAUAAGAUCGAGCACAACAUGGAUUUCAUUGAUGUUGCAAUUAUUGGUGGAGGGCCGGCCGGUUUGACGGCAGCCAACACCUUGGCCCGUCAGCUACACACAGCCGUAGUCUUCGAUUCCAAAACCUACAGGAACGCAGGAGCCGGCCACAUGCACAUGAUUCUUACUUGGGAUCAUAAGAGCCCCGAGGAAUACCGCAACGCAGCUAGGAAGAACAUCCUGGAAAACUACUCAACUAUACAGUUUGCUGACAUUGCCGUUACUCAAAUCACUAAGAAAGGCGCCACCCAUUUCGAAGUCGUUGAUGCUAACGGCAAGACUUGGAAUUUCCUGAAGGUAAUUCUCGCUGUUGGGUCAGCCAAUACUUACCCUAACAUCGAGGGGUAUGAGCAAUUGUGGAAGAAGCGAAUCUUCCACUGUCUGUUCUGCCAUGGCUAUGAGGAUAGGGGUGCUGGAUCCUCGGGUGUCCUUGCCGUCGCCCCAGUUGGCGCCGCCAUUGCUGUCCAUUUGGCACAGAAUGCCGCGCAGCUUACCGGCCAGGCCACUAUCUAUACCGAUGGUAGCGAUGAUUUAGCGGCAGAACUGAAACCCCUCGUCAGUACGCUUGUGGAGUCAAAGUUCAAAGUCGAGACUCGCAAGAUCAAACGACUCCUUCCAAAGGAUCAGUUCAAAUCAGUCCUAGUAGAGUUUGCCGAUGGCUCCAGCAAAGAAGAGAAGUUCCUUGUACACAAUCCAGAGACAAGCCCACAGGGUCCGUUUGUUGACCAACUAGGGCUUACCACUACACCGUCAGGUGACAUUGAGGUGGACGGGCCAUUCUGGCAAACUAAAGUCCCCGGUGUUUUCGCUGUUGGUGACUGCAGCACACCAUAUAAGGUCAUUCCUAGCGCCAUUACAAGUGGGUGCAACGCCGGGGUAAUGGCCAGUGCAGAGAUACAAGCUGUGAAUUUCAUCCGGUUAUAAGCGUCUCAGUUUCUCCUAUAGAAAGACGUUGCUUAUUGAUUCAGCUGACUAUCAUCACAACUUCCACGGCAUAAGAUAAGGCCGGAAGGAUACUCCACAUUGAGAUUCAGGUAGCUUAGGGUAGCUUACGUACCUUCUCAUUUAUAAGGAAUUGUUAUAUGGGAUAUCCCUCAUUAGUUUGCUUGUUCGCUACGUGUAAUUCAUAGCCGUAAAAUAUCCUUAUGUAAGCCCUCAAGGAUACUACCAAUCCUUCAUCUUUUAACUGUAGCUAUAGCACAGAUCUAGUCUUAUUAAGUGG
This is a messenger RNA of Daldinia loculata, 1559 nucleotides long. RefSeq names its product FAD/NAD(P)-binding domain-containing protein. Lineage: Eukaryota; Fungi; Ascomycota; Sordariomycetes; Xylariales; Hypoxylaceae. Bases 317 to 1261 code for a protein of 314 amino acids. Gene Ontology annotation, molecular function: oxidoreductase activity. The transcript is spliced from 3 exons. The record is from RefSeq and is a predicted model, not a curated record.